Messenger RNA from Symbiodinium natans, 1353 nucleotides. NCBI's taxonomy places the organism in Eukaryota, Dinophyceae, Suessiales, Symbiodiniaceae. The record is from the annotation of a GenBank genome assembly.
AUGGAUGCUUCCGUACAAGGAACGCAGCGCACAGUGGACCGAGUGGUUGGCGAACUAGGCCGGGUCCAGGAUUUGGGAGACUCGCUUCGGAAUGAUUUGGAGAAGCGGCUCUCGCAGCAGAGCAAGAUGUUGAACGUCUUCAAAACGGACCUGGAGGUGAAGCUGGUAAGUCUCGAAAAUCGCUACGACAAGCUGAGUGACGACCUGUGGGGUGAAGAGACAGGCCUAGCGAAGGUCAUGCACGACCUCUCCCACACAAAUGAGGUGGUCACCAGCAUGAGCACGGAGUUUGCCUCCAUGAAGCACGACAAGGCAAGCAUUGCCCAGCUGCAGAUGGUCCAGGAGGAGGUCAACAACUUCACCCUGGAGACCAACAACAACGUGACGGCGUUGCAGCAGACCGUUGAUCGGAUGAUGGCGGACAUGAAGGCCCAUUUUCAAACAGCCACCAACACCGUGGCGGCGCACAAUGCUGCGAUGCUACAGGAGGUGCGAACGGCGUACCAGGAAGAGCUGCACGAAGCAGCUCAGGUGCGCAAGAAGGUCGACGAAUUCAUGCAGUCCGAGCGUGAGUAUCGCCGAGCCUUGGAGGAUAGCAUCUGCAAGUCCCAGGCUCAGACGGAGGACUUGGUGCGCCAGGUGACAUCAGAGGUCGAAGAGGUAGGGAAGCUUCGGCGACGAGAUCGCAACAGCCAGGAGGUCGAGAUCAAAGCAGUGGCUAAGCAGCUCUCGACAGUGCAGGACUCCUCGCAGCACGUUGCACAAAGUCUCGAGCACCUGAGUGCUGUCAUCUGGACCAUGGUGCAGUGUGAGCGGGCGGCUUCUGCGUUAGACCUUCAAGACGACCAAGACAGAUCAAAGAUUGCUCUGAUGGGCUACAAGGAAGAGCAGUCUGGUGAGAGGCCUCGAGGAGGAAGCAGAACCCGAAGCAUCAAGGGUCGGGCUUCUUCGCCGUCGGCAAGCGAGGCAGAUGGUCAAACCAUCAUAAACGUGGACGAGCGCUGUCUCAGCUGCUGCGGCAAAGCGCAGACGGUUCUUUCAGGUUUCAAGAUGGCAUGCUUGCAGUACUCUCCAGCUCCAGUUGUGUUCUCGCGAAAAACCUACAACAGGUCUGACUUGUUGGGCCUUCGUGAGAAGCUAUUGUCACAGGUACACGAGGCGCUGCAACAUGGGCCCGUGGAGUUCGACAAGGCUGAAAUCUUCGGAGCAACGACCAACACCACUAUCUCCUCAGGCGCAAUCGUCGACUCCCUCACAGGUCAGGAUGGUCGCCUGAGCAAAGGCUCUCGCUCCAGCCCGCUCUCCAUGCCCCCGAUUCAGUCGGCGCGGUCAACGCCCAUUCGUGCGGCGUGA